Messenger RNA from Orycteropus afer afer, 705 nucleotides. It is a transcript of the gene APOBEC1, whose product is annotated as apolipoprotein B mRNA editing enzyme catalytic subunit 1. NCBI's taxonomy places the organism in Eukaryota, Metazoa, Chordata, Mammalia, Tubulidentata, Orycteropodidae. The transcript has 5 exons. Gene Ontology annotation, molecular function: RNA binding; zinc ion binding; cytidine deaminase activity. Gene Ontology annotation, cellular component: nucleus; cytoplasm. Bases 1 to 705 code for a protein of 234 amino acids. The record is from RefSeq and is a predicted model, not a curated record. Gene Ontology annotation, biological process: cytidine to uridine editing.
AUGACUCCUGAGAAAGGUCCUUCAACCGGAGAUGCCACUUUGAGGAGAAGAAUCAAACCCUGGGAAUUUGAAAUCUUUUUUGACCCCAGAGAACUCCGUAAAGAGACCUGUCUGCUCUACGAAAUCAAGUGGGGUACAAGCCACAACCUCUGGCGAAACUCAUGCCAAAAUGCAACCAAACAUGCUGAAAUCAAUUUUAUAGAAAAAUUUACCUCAGAAAGACAUUUUAGCCCAUCUGUCAGCUGCUUCAUCAACUGGUUCUUGUCCUGGAGUCCCUGCUGGGAAUGUUCCAAUGCUAUUAGAAACUUUUUGAGGGAACACCCCAAUGUGACUCUGGUUAUUUAUGUAGCACGGCUUUUUCAUCACCAAGAUCAGCAAAACCGGCAAGGACUCAGGGACCUCAUUAUCAGUGGUGUAACUCUCCAGAUUAUGACAGUUUCAGAGUAUUGUCACUGCUGGAAGAAUUUUGUUGACUACCCACCUGGGGAAGAAGUUCUCUGGCCAAGAUACCCACCUCUGUGGAAGAUGUACGCUCUGGAACUCCAUUGUAUAAUUCUAAAUCUUCCAUCCUGUUUAAAAAUUUCAAGAUGUCAGCAUCAGCCAACACUUUUCAGCCUUGCUCUUAAAAAUUGCCAUUACCAAAUGAUUCCACCUCAUAUCCUUUUAGCUACUGGGUUGAUACAACCUUCCAUAACUUGGAGAUGA